AAACCCGGGAGAGCGAGGACGCUCGUCCUCUGCCUGCCAGGAGACAAAGGGAGCGCUGGAGAGGAACUCAGACUGCGGUGUUGAAAGUAUAACAUCACUUUAAUUCAGUAAACUCGCACUUCUUGAACAUCUAACGUCACAAGAUGUCUAAAGGACCAGCAGUUGGCAUUGACCUAGGUACCACAUAUUCAUGUGUGGGGAUCUUCCAGCAUGGCAAAGUGGAGAUUAUUGCCAAUGACCAAGGAAACAGGACAACGCCAAGUUAUGUGGCCUUCACAGAUACAGAGAGACUCAUUGGAGAUGCUGCCAAGAACCAGGUGGCCAUGAAUCCAGCCAACACUGUAUUUGAUGCUAAGCGUCUGAUCGGUCGCAAGUUCGACGAUCUGGUGGUGCAGUCUGACAUGAAACACUGGCCCUUCAAGGUCAUAAAUGACUCCUCAAAACCCAAGGUGGAGGUUGAAUAUAAGGGGGAGAUCAAGUCUUUCUACCCAGAGGAGAUUUCCUCCAUGGUUCUCACCAAAAUGAAGGAGAUUUCUGAAGCUUAUCUUGGCAAGCCUAUUACCAAUGCAGUUAUCACAGUCCCUGCUUACUUCAACGACUCCCAGCGUCAAGCCACCAAGGAUGCUGGAACCAUCUCUGGCCUCAAUGUGCUUCGUAUCAUCAAUGAACCCACAGCUGCAGCUAUUGCAUACGGCUUGGACAAAAAGGUCGGGGGUGAGCGCAAUGUUCUCAUCUUUGACCUCGGUGGUGGCACUUUUGAUGUGUCGAUCCUGACAAUUGAGGAUGGCAUCUUUGAGGUCAAGGCCACAGCUGGGGACACACAUUUGGGUGGGGAGGACUUUGAUAACCGCAUGGUUAACCACUUUAUUGCUGAGUUCAAGCGCAAGUUCAAAAAGGACAUCAUCAACAACAAGCGAGCCGUGCGUCGUCUGCGUACGGCGUGUGAGCGAGCUAAGCGCACCCUCUCCAGCAGCACCCAGGCCAGCAUUGAGAUCGACUCACUCUAUGAGGGAACAGACUUCUACACCUCCAUUACCAGGGCCCGCUUUGAAGAGCUCAAUGCAGACCUGUUCCGUGGAACUCUGGAGCCCGUGGAAAAGGCCCUGAGGGAUGCCAAGAUGGACAAAAGUCAGAUCCAUGAUGUUGUUCUAGUGGGUGGCUCCACGCGUAUUCCAAAGAUCCAAAAGCUUCUGCAGGACUUGUUUAAUGGUCGUGACUUGAACAAGAGCAUCAACCCAGAUGAGGCAGUUGCGUAUGGGGCAGCUGUACAGGCUGCCAUACUGGCUGGUGAUAAGUCUGAGAAUGUGCAGGACCUGCUCCUGCUGGAUGUCACCCCCCUGUCCCUGGGAAUUGAAACAGCUGGUGGAGUGAUGACUGUCCUUAUCAAAAGGAACACCACCAUUCCGACCAAACAAACCCAGACCUUUACCACCUACUCAGACAACCAACCCGGUGUGCUCAUUCAGGUAUACGAAGGGGAAAGAGCCAUGACCAAAGAUAAUAAUAUCUUAGGGAAAUUUGAACUGACUGGCAUUCCACCUGCUCCGAGAGGAGUCCCUCAGAUUGAGGUGACCUUUGACAUCGAUGCCAAUGGCAUCCUCAAUGUGUCCGCAGUCGACAAAAGCACCGGGAAGGAGAACAAGAUUACCAUCACCAAUGACAAAGGUCGACUGAGCAAGGAGGACAUUGAGCGCAUGGUACAGGAAGCAGAGCAGUUCAGGUCUGAAGAUGAGGCUCAGAGAGAAAAGAUUACAGCCAAAAAUUCUCUUGAGUCUCUGGCAUUCAACAUGAAGAGCACAGUGGAGGACGAGAAGCUCCAAGACAAGAUCAGCCCUGAGGAUAAAAAGACUAUCAUAGACAAGUGCAAUGAAGUGAUUGCCUGGCUGGACAGAAACCAGACGGCUGAGAAGGAGGAGUACGAUCACCAGCAGAAAGAGCUAGAGAAGAUUUGCAAUCCCAUUAUCUCUAAGCUGUACCAGGGGGGCAUGCCAGGAGGAAUGCCAGGAGGGAUGCCUGGAGGGAUGCCUGGCGGCUUCCCUGGUGGAGCUGGAGCUGGUUCCUCCUCUGGCCCAACCAUCGAGGAGGUCGACUAAAUAUAAGCAAUCAAAACGCUGGAAAUGUUACUUCUUGACCACAUGUACUGGCUGUUCUAACCAUACGUUCAUCCCAAAUGGACUCCACAUAACAUAUAUUUAAUUUUCCCCUGCUUGAUUAUUCAACAAUACUUAUGACCUAUUUUAAUAAUACCACCUGAGCCCCUUGAACUUUCUGUACUUUCUGACACAGCCACAACCCUUUAUUGACAUGUUUUUUUUUUUUUAAUUGACCAACAUAAAGUAGUGCAUAACUGGGAAGUGGAAGCAAAAUGAUACAUGGUUUUCAACUUUUUUUUUUUACAAAUGUAAAAAUUACCCCUUAAGUAUAUAGAACCAAGUUAAGUUCCAAAGCCUUUUCAAAUACCUCACAAUCAGUUUUGUGAGUCAAGAGAUAAUUCACUUUCUGCUCAUUUUUUUUAUUUUUUUAGAGGAGCUUAAACUCAGUUCUAUUGCAUGGAGAACCUCUGGAAACAUCAUAUUCCAAAUCCUGCUCAAAAGUCUGAUAUAGGCUUAUACCAUUUUAAUACACACGCUUUUGUAUAAACCCUUGCAUUGAUGCUCUGUUUGUAUGUUUAGUGCCGUUGUCCUACUGGAAGUUGACUCUGUCCAACUUUUAAGACUUUUACGUAUUCUAACAGGUUUUAUUUCAAUACUCACCCCUUCCCUGGUGAAAAAAAGCCUCCUCACAACAUGAUACUACUUCCACAUGUUUGGCUUGUUGUAAAUUGCAGAGGCAGAAUUCAACAUUAUUUUCACUGUGAAUAGCCACAUAUUUCAGACAGCCAUUCAGAUGGGUUAAACAGUGCUCCGAGAAAUGUCUAAAGUAUUGUUUGCAAUGGCCUAAACCUGCCUUAAAUUUCUCCACAACUUUAUCCUUGACCUGUCUGCUGUACUUCUCUGUCUUCAUCAUGCUGUUUGCUCACAUACAAAACUCGGAGAGCUUCCCAGAGCAGCUGUAUUUAUACUGAGAUUAAAUUACAGAUAGCUAGACUCUGUUUAGUAAUAAAUUGACUUUUGAAGGCAUUUAAAUGUGCUGGAUUUGUCUAGGGGUCAAAAAGGUAAAGCAAGUGAAUAUACACAUAACUUCACAUUUUUCUAAUUUGGUUUGGUAAAAACUUUUUUGAAAACAAUUAACUACAAAUUGCAAUUAAAUACAGUCAAGCUUGAGAUUUGUUUCAAUCUGUAAUCUUAUGCCUUCAAACCAAUAAAGUUUAUCAUUGACAACCCUGUUAAAAA
Fundulus heteroclitus (mummichog) is the source of this 3332-nucleotide messenger RNA. RefSeq names its product heat shock cognate 70 (gene hsc70). Gene Ontology annotation, molecular function: ATP-dependent protein folding chaperone; ATP binding; misfolded protein binding. Gene Ontology annotation, biological process: protein refolding; vesicle-mediated transport; cellular response to unfolded protein. Bases 144 to 2093 code for a protein of 649 amino acids. NCBI's taxonomy places the organism in Eukaryota, Metazoa, Chordata, Actinopteri, Cyprinodontiformes, Fundulidae. The transcript has 9 exons. Gene Ontology annotation, cellular component: nucleus; plasma membrane; cytoplasm. The record is from RefSeq and is a predicted model, not a curated record.